AUAACUAUAAUUUAUCUUGUAGGCUACGCGUUGAUAUAAAACAAAAAGCAUAAUCGACCGAUUGUCACAAAUAUUUAUCUAAAAAUCUUAUACCUGAUUAAAUUCAAACUUAAACUAGACUCCCACCACCAGAAAUCGAUAUUCUGCGAUGUGAUUCUGCAAGUUACCUCAGUGAUUGCGAAUUGCGAUCUCGUCGUUCCGUUUUCGCUGCCUUUGUCGCCCAACGCUACCGGUAGUUUGGCAUGAUAUUAGGAAGGAAUCGUUAUGGAAAACGCUACUGAUACAUCUAACGAUGUUUUGGAAGAACAACAGGAUCACGAUAAAGGUCAAGUUCGGCCGAAAAAUUUGCUUUUAAGAACGGAAAUAAAUCAGGAAGAUCAGCCAUUAUCAAAGGAAGACACCCCCGAAAAUUCACACGGGCAUACUGAUACCCAGGAGAUUGAACAAGAACAAGAGCGUUCUGAAAAAGAGUCCUACCUCGAUGAAGAUUGUAUACUGUUUCAUGGAAUUAAUUAUCUGGGAUGCGCUUCAGUCAAUGCUCCGCGCAGUGAAGCUGAAGCCUUGCGUACAAUCAAAAUUUUACGAAAUCAGCAGAUGUCACCAGAAAAUGAGACUGGUCAUGGCGACAAAUCACCAAGUAAGCUUAUUGAUGUUGUUUUAUCUGUUCCUAAUGUUGCUAAUGGUAUUGUGAGACUUUUGGAUCCCACUGGCUCUGGAGAAAUUGCCCAUUUUGAGAUUUAUAAAAUAUUAUUUUGUGUUCGUGGUCUGGAUUCAGAGCCAGAAAGAGACUGUUUUGCUUUCACAGAAGCUCACAAAAAAUCGGGAAUAUUUCAAUGUCACGUAUUUCGAUGUGAAUUGCCUGAUGCAGUGAAAAAAGUUCUGUAUAGUUUUGAGCUUGCAUUUCGUAGCAUUCCUAAAAAUUCAACCGAGUCUUUGGACAGUAAGAAACCAUCGGAAGUGUUUCCUCAGUCCCAUUCUAUGUCCAGUGUUGAUGAUCCAUCCAUGGAUUUUGAUGAUUCUGUGUUUUGUUUUAAUGUUACAUUAGAAAUUCGAGAAAAUGAUUUAAAAGGAGGUUAUGCCAAUGUUCCUUGGGAUAAAGCUUCGUCAUGUUUUAAACUUCGAAAAAAUGUUGAUAAACUCGUUGUAAUGUCUGUAACUCAAACAUCAAAUGUUGAACUAACCAUUGAACGGUGUUUCGGGUUGUUGCUCGCACCAGGUCGAAAUGUUCGUCACAGUGAUAUGCAUUUACUUGAUAUGGAAUCAAUGAAAACUGGAUCUGGAAAUUCAGAAAGUGGAGCAGUUAUCGCUUCUCAUAUUAUCAGCGGAUCUUGGGAUCCGACCCAUUCACAUUUUUCUCUUUUGAAUGAGGAGACUCAGAAAGGCACCAGAGUUUUUAUUAGUGUUGCUGUGGACUUAGUUGUGCAGGAAAUUCAAGAGCCAUUGCGAUUUUUAUUAGAAACUAAGGCUCGUGUCUUUCCACAAAAUGACAAAUUUUGGUAUUAUGGCAAAAAAGUUUUACAAGAAACAUUUUAUUUGCGUUUGAAAGAAGUGCAAGAUAAAAGAUUGUCAAAGCAAUUAUAUGGGAUUGUAAGUCUUGAGACCAAAACAAAAAGAUUACAACGUCUUGCACAAGGGACAACACCAGGAACCCCAGGCUAUUCAAUGGGUCAUAUUGAUGUUGGAAGUCCAACACUUAGCUCAACGUCACACCGAGAUGAAGAAGAUGAUGAUGACACAGAUGAACCUCUUUUAAGUGGAUCAGGAGAGGUUGUGCCUGAUUACUCAGAGCAUGUAUUAACUGAUUGGGGAGAUGUGCUACAGCGAUGGAGAGCGGAUUUCAAGCAGAGACCAACUGGCUUAAAACAACUUGUUAGAAAAGGAGUUCCGAAUGCUUUACGUGGGGAAGUUUGGCAACUUCUUGCUGGCUGCUACGAUAAUGAUACUAUGUUAGAAAAUUAUCGCAUUUUGAUUUCAAAAGAUUCGCCUCAAGAAGCUGUUAUUCAACGUGAUAUACAUCGCACCUUCCCAGCCCAUGACUUUUUCAAGGAAACUGGUGGCUUGGGACAGGAUUCGCUCUAUAAAAUAAGCAAAGCAUACUCGUUAUAUGACACGGAAGUUGGAUAUUGUCAAGGAUUAUCAUUCCUGGCUGCUGCGUUAUUGCUGCAUAUGCCUGAAGAACAAGCAUGGGUCCUUUGUAAAAUAAUGUAUGACUACAAAAUGAGAGAGCUAUUCAAAAAUGGUUUUGAAACACUUCAUGUGAAAUUCUAUCAACUUGAAAGAGCAAUUGAAGAUUUAAUGCCUGAUUUAUAUGAUCAUUUUAAACAGUUGCAAAUUGAAGCUCACAUGUAUUCAAGCCAAUGGUUCUUGAUGUUCACAGCAAAAUUUCCAUUGAGUACUGUGUAUAGAAUAUUGACUUGUUUUAGUGAAGGGGAAAUUGUGAUUUUCAAAGUUGCUCUUCAGUUUGCUGAAAUGCUGUCGGCAAGACCUUUUUAUACUCACGAUUUCGAAGGCGUUUGAAAUAUUUCAGAGUUUUCACUACCAAAAAAAUAUAGAUUAGAUGAAAAUAACGACCCAGCUUGUCAAUACAACAACCACAAAUAAAAUAAAUUUCAAAAAACUAAAGAAUACAAUAAAGAGUAUGAAAACAUGCAAGAAAAGUUAAUACAAGGUGACGCACAUGCAAUUAUCGAACGAGACAAUCGACAUUAAUGGGAAAGCCAAUAUGAGAUUAGAAAGUCGAAAAUGAUGAAAAUAGCUGAUGAGCUAAUAACAACAAAGAUCACACUAGAGACACAGUUACAGAAAACAAUGAAACAUGCUGAAAGUCUGCAAUAUGAUCUCACAAUAUCUGUCGAUGAACUAAGAAAAUCAAGAGAACGAGUUAAAGAACUUACCGAUGAGAAUCAACAUCUUCUAAAUGAAACGAAACAAGCGAAAGAAUUGUGUCGACGUGAAAUGGAACGACAAGAAACUGAAAUAUCGAAAAAAUCAACAAUCAUAAAUGAUUAUAAAACCAUUACUUCGCAACUUAGUAUAAGGAUUGAACAAAUGCAAAAUCAACACAAACGUGAACUGGAUAAAGCAAAAUCAAUGAGAAUAGAAAAUGCUACAAACCCAGAACCACUAGAAAAUGAUAUAUUACAGGCUGCGGAGAAUGAAAAAGAAGCUUUCAAGCAACAAAUUAGAAACCUCGAGUUAGAAUUAGCUCAAACUAAACUUUCAAAAGUAGAGUCCGAAUGUAAAGUUCAGGAUCUGGAACACCAACUUGUUAGUGCAUUAAAAGAUCUUCAGUCAUCUAAGAACACCUGGCUUCAUAAGACCUUUUCUACAUUGACAUCAUCAAGAAAUAAAGAUUCAACUGGACAAAGCCCUACGUUGUCACCAACGUCAACCAAUGGUCCCUCAUUUCCAAAUACAAUUACUUCAAAAUUCCCCACUACAUUCAAUAAAAAGGCACCUUGAAUUUUCUGUGAAUAUAGUCGAAUUGUGAAUUUAUUUCAUAAUGAUUAUCUUUGGAAGCUUUGAGUCUGAAAGAAUAGAUGGGCCAUGAAACUCUAUAUGAACAUGAAUGGUCUUUAUUACUAGUAGCCAAUGAAUAAACAUUUCUAUUUUUCCCUGUUAAAUUGAAGCCUGGUGUUGUAUAUAAGCAUUCGUGUCUAUGUCAAUUGUCAACGGUGGUCCACUUUUUGUUUUUAUUUUUCUAUAUCUUGCAAUAUUUAUUUAUUUUUGCAAUGGAAGAUAUCAUAAAAAUUGAUCAAUAUUAUUAAACUUGAUAAUUAAGGGAAACAUGAUUAUCAUAUAAUAUACUCUUAU
Styela clava is the source of this 3813-nucleotide messenger RNA. Its product is annotated as rab GTPase-activating protein 1-like. Gene Ontology annotation, biological process: regulation of GTPase activity. Gene Ontology annotation, molecular function: GTPase activator activity; small GTPase binding. The record is from RefSeq and is a predicted model, not a curated record. Lineage: Eukaryota; Metazoa; Chordata; Ascidiacea; Stolidobranchia; Styelidae.